Messenger RNA from Pseudopodoces humilis (Tibetan ground-tit), 645 nucleotides. RefSeq names its product golgin A7 family member B (gene GOLGA7B). The record is from RefSeq and is a predicted model, not a curated record. Gene Ontology annotation, biological process: protein targeting to membrane; peptidyl-L-cysteine S-palmitoylation. NCBI's taxonomy places the organism in Eukaryota, Metazoa, Chordata, Aves, Passeriformes, Paridae. Gene Ontology annotation, cellular component: palmitoyltransferase complex.
CGGAAGCGGGGCCAUGGGGGCUGCCCCCUCUGCGGUGGGGACCUCGGGCACAGGCGGCCAGGGUGGCACGGUGCACAGCCUGCAGGAGCUGCGGCGCAGCGCGUCCCUGGCCACCAAGGUCUUUGUGCAGCGGGAUUACAGUGAUGGGACCACAUGCCAGUUCCAGACAAAGUUUCCCCCUGAGCUGGAGAGCCGGAUUGAGCGACAACUUUUUGAGGAAACCGUGAAAACCUUAAAUGGCUUCUACGCCGAGGCGGAGAAGAUUGGGGGCAGCUCAUACCUCGAGGGAUGCCUGGCCUGUGCCACUGCCUAUUUCAUCUUUCUCUGCAUGGAGACACAUUAUGAGAAGGUCCUGAAGAAGAUCUCCAAGUACAUCCAGGACCAGAAUGAGAAGAUCUAUGCGCCACGGGGGCUGCUGCUCACUGACCCCCUGGAGCGUGGCAUGAGGGUCAUCGAGAUCUCCAUCUACGAGGACCGGUGCAGCAGUGGCAGCUCCAGCAGCGGCAGCUCCAGCAGUAGCAGCGGUGGUGGCGGCGGGGCGGGGGGCCGGUGACUGGCAGGGAGUCCCUGCAGGGACUCAUACUGCCGGGACAGUGGCCUCUCCGAGCUCCGCAGGCUGCACUACCAGAGCACACGCUUCUGAGC